AUGUCGUCUAGCAACCACAACGCCAGUGUCGGCGUCAGCUGGCCCGCAAGCCUCAAAGGGGAGGUGAGGACGUUGGUAGACUUGCUCUUCCAACUGCUCGAUAGCAAAUCGCCACAAGCUGGCUCUCGGCUGGUCCAAGAAGUGUUCACCGAGGAUGCAAAGUUUUUCUCGUCGUCGGGAUAUUUCCAGGGACAAGACAUCGCCUCGUCACGCGACGGCAUCUGGGAAAAAUUUGAGAUUCGAAGUCACGAGCUCCGCAAGAUCUAUUUCAACGAUGCCGACGACGGACAGGACUUGGAUCUGUUGAUCGUGGGAGGUGCCGUCGUGAAGCCACUUGGUGGAAAGGCGACGGCGCUCGAGUUCAUCGGCCGCGCCAUCGUCGUCCAGGAUACGGUCAAAGGCCCCCGGGUUCGUUAUUAUCAGCCAAUCGUGCCAGGUGCGGCUGGGCAACCAAUUCUUGCGCAUGUUUAG
Messenger RNA from Fonsecaea nubica, 471 nucleotides. RefSeq lists its product as hypothetical. Bases 1 to 471 code for a protein of 156 amino acids. Lineage: Eukaryota; Fungi; Ascomycota; Eurotiomycetes; Chaetothyriales; Herpotrichiellaceae. The transcript has 2 exons. The record is from RefSeq and is a predicted model, not a curated record.